This is a messenger RNA of Pararge aegeria (speckled wood butterfly), 1373 nucleotides long. RefSeq names its product 1,2-dihydroxy-3-keto-5-methylthiopentene dioxygenase (gene Adi1). Lineage: Eukaryota; Metazoa; Arthropoda; Insecta; Lepidoptera; Nymphalidae. Gene Ontology annotation, molecular function: acireductone dioxygenase [iron(II)-requiring] activity. The record is from RefSeq and is a predicted model, not a curated record. The coding region runs from base 124 to 675 and encodes 183 amino acids. The transcript is spliced from 4 exons.
UCACUAUAGUCUAUACACAAGUAUGUCGAAUGUCUGCGAACUGCGAACUGUGAGAAGUUUAUCGCAAAAAGAAACACCGAUGAAACUUUUGUUUUGAAAUAAAAUAAAAUUUAAACUUUAACCAUGGUUAAAGCUUGGUACAUGGAUAACGAAACCAAUGAUCAGCGUCUGGAGCACCACCGGAACCCUCCCGAGUUUGUUACACUUGAAGAUUUAUAUACAAAAACUGGGGUCGAAUAUUUUAAUAUAAAUGUAGAAACCUACACAACAGAUGGUGUGCUAGAUAAAAUUAAAAAAGACAGAGGUUACACUUACGAAGAUGAAAUCACCUGCUCGAAGGAGUGCCUCCCAAACUAUGAAGAGAAGAUAAAAUCGUUUUAUGAGGAACAUCUUCACACAGAUGAAGAAAUAAGAUUUGUGCUGGAGGGGUCUGGCUACUUCGACGUGCGCGAUGGUGAGGACCAGUGGAUUCGCAUUGCAGUCACUGCUGGAGACAUGAUCGUCAUACCCAGUGGGAUCUACCACCGGUUCACAUUGGAUACUAAUAACUUCAUCCACGCUAAGCGUUUCUUCAUCGGCGAGCCGGUGUGGUUGCCAUACAACCGGCCGGCAGACAACAUGCCCGCUCGCCAAGACUAUCUGCACAAGCUAAAUCAAGGAUUCAUCGCCGCCUGAAGUACCGUACGCCCGUUUUCACUCAACGUUUCCACUAACGACUAAUAAGGCAAUGCGUAAAUUAGUAACGCCUGAUCAAAGAUUCAUAGGCACACAUUUACCUUUCACCAAUCGAUUUUCACUAGGCAACUCAUAUAACCUAAUUUAUCUAUGGUUCUCGCCACAAGGUUUGGUAUUUUGUGUUUGUAUUAUCAUAUUUUUAUUAUUUCUUAAGGGUUUAAGGUUAUUAAACAAAAUCAUUUUUUUUUCCAUCUGCUAAGUACCAGUUUAAGAGUUCCUAAACAUUACUCACUGCCGAAUCGUUGUUGUAACUUUAGAUGGCGCUUAAGAGUAGGUGAAAGGUUUUUUUUUUGUCUACGCUGCACCUAAAUAAUUUUUCAUCCGAUUUAAGCGUUUCCUAGGUUAAUUAAAAACGGGCAUUAGUAUGAUUUGCAUGCUCGCAAUCUAGGAGUAAUAACGAGAAUCGAAACUGUGGAACGUCAGGGUAAAAUAAAUCUUAUUUUUAUAGAUGUAAAGCUCAAAUUUGCUCACAAUUCCACAGCUUUGGCUUUUGGCAUAAUUUUAGUAAAAUAAAAAUCAAAUCAGUGGCAGUCCUUUGUCAUAAGGUCUAUUUUAUUUUGACGGUUUACUACUUACUCAUGACAACCCUAUUUAAGAUGAAAUACCAACACGUGCAUAGUACCUAACUUGAUUUUAAU